UAAUUAAAAAAUAACUGAAAUAAUUUAAUAAAAAAAAAAAAAGUGAUGAUGCAGUGUAUGCUAAUAUUAUUUUUUAUUUCUUCCACGUGGGCGAGUAAUUCAAUUGACUCGUGGAAUUCACCACCGAAUUGUGGAGCUUUAAAGGCCCAACAGGACUUUGAUCUUGACAAGAUAAUGGGCAAGUGGUACGUGGUAGAAAUUUUGGAACAUAAGCCGAUACCGGACCAGGAAAUAGGUUCAAGAUUGGUUCUAGAUAAAUGUCCAAUAAUCAGACUGCGAUUUGACGAGAGAGGGUACAUCAGGCUGUUAUGGAGCGAGGAGAAGGGUCAAAUCGAAUACACUUUCAGCCUCCCAAACUCCAAAAUAAACGGAGUCUGGAAUUCGGUAGUCAAGCAAAAUGGAUCACUGAUUGGAAAGUCUUACCUUCAAUUCGACGGGUCAGUCUUGGUGAUGAAGGCGGUGGCGCAGCACGUUCUCUUGACGUUUUGUUCGGAGAAUAUCGACUUCCAGUUAUACUCAGUCCUGAUGGGCCGUCAGCACAUUUUGGAGAAGAGCAGCAUCACAGGCAUCCACAACCUGUUGAAAAGACGAACUCUUCACAUCUCGAGCACCAGAUCAACUUGCGCAAAGGGUCAAGGAUCAACCUCCGCAAGCAAUGCAUACCUAACUCUCUACACAGCUUCUACUUUAUUUAUCAUCAGCUUUUAUAUAUCACGCCCCAGCCACUGAAUCUGCGGCAUAGACGAUAAAUAAUUAGCUGAAUUUAAUUAAAACUUAUACAUAAAUUCAAAAGUAUAAAUAAAGUGAACCUAGUCUA
Messenger RNA from Cotesia glomerata, 817 nucleotides. RefSeq lists its product as uncharacterized. The coding region runs from base 46 to 729 and encodes 227 amino acids. NCBI's taxonomy places the organism in Eukaryota, Metazoa, Arthropoda, Insecta, Hymenoptera, Braconidae. The transcript is spliced from 3 exons. The record is from RefSeq and is a predicted model, not a curated record.